CAAACAUAUGAUUUUGCCAUGGAAAUGGAAACAAUCAAUAAAACUACUGGUUCUUGUUGUCAUGUCAACCUUCUAGCUUGCUUGUAACCACCAGCUGUAUGGCUUUAUUAUUUGUCAACAACUAAAGUUGGUUUUAUUAAAUUUUCUAUUUCAGUGUUUUUAUCUAAUUAUUUUAAAUAUGUUAAGCAAAAAGCUCAACAAAUAUCUAGGGUGCAAUUUAAGUGCUUAGGAGUUAACUUUAAAUUAUAAACAAACAUAGAUGAAAGAUUGAGAACAAAUCAGUAAAGGAUCUACAUAAAUUGUUUAUGGUCGGUAAGAUGUCUGGGAAGGCAGGCAAGCAGAUGGAGUCGGUUCCACCACCUCCAGCACGGUUCACCCUCACAGAGUGGUACCUCAACAACAGACAACGCAACAGACAAGCCGAGGACCAGCAGCACUUGGCUGACAGAAUACUGGCAGAGUGUGACAGGGUGAGAGUUGAAGCAAAUGACAUCGUAACACAAAACAAAAAUGAGGUUGAACAUCGUUUUGAGGUGAAGUUGGCAGAUAUUGAGUUCCGCAAGAAGCAGCUGGAGCAGCAAAAGAAAGAUAUGGAGGUAGAAGUUGAGGCCUUAAAGACUUUCCGAGCAAGAAUUGAGGAUGCCCAAAGAGCUCUUGAACAAAAUGCUUACAACAUUUGUAACAAAUGCAUUGCUUUACGUGAAGGCAGGCUAGGGAUUGACCUAUGUCAUGAUGACGUGGAGCAGGAGCUUCUCAAGGAGCGAGAUGUAAUUCAAGGUACUCAGAGUUUACUGGUCCGCACUCUGGAGCAGGUCAAUGAACAGCUGCGACGUCUCAGAGCACUCAUCUACACUCUCAGCAAGGACUUGGACAGCAAGGCAGAAGUGAUGGCAAUUGAUAAACAUAAUCGAGCUCUCAAGGAAACUAGUCUUAACUUGUCAAUCUAUAACGGCAACACUCCCCUUGAUCCUGGUAAUGUAACUGAUGAGGAAUGGGCAAUGUACACUCAACAGACGAUUGACAGAGCUGCUAAGGAACUGGUGUCGGGGCGGCCUUUACGUUCAUACAUUAACCAGUUGCUCAAACAGGUAAUAGAGGACUUGUGGAAGCAGUAUUAUGCGGUAAAUGAGGCUUUCAGACGACGCAUUGAGGAGUAUAAAGAAGCUAAAACAAAAUUUGAAAACCAGCACUUUGAAACAAUGAGGCAGGCAAAUGAGAUGACACGAGAGAUUACUCGGCUAGAGAAGGCUAUAGCAGACAAGGAGAGCUUCAUGGCAUUGGUCCAUACUCGACUGGGCAAUCGGGCACAAAGGCGGGGAAUAGAACUCUGCAGGGAUGAAGUCGAGGUCAAGCUGAUAAGUGAAAUUGAAGACAUCCGAGUAGUGGUUACAAAACUACAACAAAUGUUAUCUGAGGCUCAAGCAUCUCUAAGGUAUCUUCUGAAGACUCAAGUUCAAAUAGAAGAAGAUAUUAAUAUAAAAACAAAUUCAUUAAAAAUCGACGAAGUUGACUGUAUGACUCUUCGACUUGGAAUGGACUACCAUGCCUAUUAAACUCCACAAAUAAUUCACGUUUCUUAUUUUAAAAAUGCAAUGAAACUUACAACUCUUAUUUAAUCAUUUCAUACGAUAAUUUGUCACCCUGAUACUUGAAGUAUGAACUACUUAGUUUUGUAAAUAAAUAGUCAAUGACAACAUGUAAAAUAA
Messenger RNA from Macrosteles quadrilineatus (aster leafhopper), 1706 nucleotides. Its product is annotated as tektin-1. The transcript has 11 exons. NCBI's taxonomy places the organism in Eukaryota, Metazoa, Arthropoda, Insecta, Hemiptera, Cicadellidae. Gene Ontology annotation, cellular component: nucleus; microtubule cytoskeleton. The record is from RefSeq and is a predicted model, not a curated record. Gene Ontology annotation, biological process: cilium assembly; cilium movement involved in cell motility. The coding region runs from base 306 to 1553 and encodes 415 amino acids.